Hydra vulgaris (swiftwater hydra) is the source of this 1729-nucleotide messenger RNA. RefSeq names its product cytochrome P450 4V2. Lineage: Eukaryota; Metazoa; Cnidaria; Hydrozoa; Anthoathecata; Hydridae. The record is from RefSeq and is a predicted model, not a curated record. Gene Ontology annotation, molecular function: iron ion binding; monooxygenase activity; oxidoreductase activity, acting on paired donors, with incorporation or reduction of molecular oxygen.
CUUAAGAGGUCCUGAGGUAACAAUCACAUGACACAUUUUAGCUUGUUGUAUGUAACUAUGUUGUAGUUGGAUAUCUUAAUUUAACAACAAAGAAAACUGAUGCUCUGAUGUCAGACUUUUUUUCUUGGCGACUAUAUUUAAAAUGAUUUAUGCUUCAUAUCUUGUAUUAGUUGGAUUGUUUGUUUUUUUUGUCAGUAAGAUAUUGUGGAAGUUAUGGAAAAGUUCAUAUGGUCUUGAAACAAUUGCAACACCUCCGAAUAUACCGGUUUUUGGAACAUCAUUGUACUUGCAUAGCGAUGCGCGAAAAUUUUUCUUUCAAUUAAGCGAAUUUACUAAAAAAUAUGGAACUGUGUUUUGCAUUUGGUUAGGACCUAAACCAAUGAUUAUAUCUUCUUCUGUAAAGUUUUCAGAAGCAGUACUAAGUAGUCAAAAAGUUAUCACCAAAGGAUUUUCUUAUGAUUUUUUGCAUGACUGGUUAAAAACUGGGUUACUUACAAGCACAGGAUCAAAAUGGAAAACACGUAGAAGGCUACUAACUCCAAGUUUUCAUUUUUCUAUACUUAAUAACUUUAUUAAAAUAUUUGAAGAGCAAGCAUCCAUUCUGGUGGACAAACUAGCUGUAGCUGCUGACAACAAGGAAGUUGUAGAUGUGCAAGUACCUAUUGGUUUGGCAACCUUGGAUAUAAUCUGCGAAACUUCAAUGGGUGUAAAAGUAAAUGCACAAAGUCAUCCAGAUUCUGAGUAUGUUAAAGCUAUCACAGUUUUAAAUGAAGAAUUUUUAAUGCGUAUAAAAUACCCUUGGCUUUGGUUUGAUGUCAUUUACAAAUUAUUGCCUUGUGGAAAAAGGUUUUAUAAGGCUUUAGAUGUUGCUCAUAAGCUAUCUUUUGAUGUAAUAAAUGAACGUAUGCAAAUGAAAAUUCGAGAAUCUUAUUGUGAGACUGCGUCAGAUGAAAAGAAAUUUUUUUUAGAUUUGUUAUUGGAUAUAUAUCGAAAAGGUGAAAUUGACACUGAAGGUAUUCAAGAAGAAGUUGAUACUUUUAUGUUUGAAGGUCAUGAUACAACUUCAGCUGCACUAGGUUGGACUCUUUGGUUGUUAGGAAAAAAUCCAGACGUUCAAAGGAAGUUGCACAAAGAAAUUGAUGAAAUAGAGUUAAAUGGAGAUUCACUUUAUGAUAAAGUUAGACAGUCUAAAUACCUUGAAAAUAUUCUUAAAGAAUCAUUACGAAUGCAUCCUCCUGUCCCUAUGUAUGGAAGAACAGUUGAGGAAGAUAUGACUAUUGAUGAUCAGUUUAUUCCCAAAGGAGCACAAAUUAUUCUUUUAGUCCUAAUGUUGCAUUCGAACCCAGAAUAUUGGGAAAAUCCAAAUGAUUUCAUGCCUGAACGUUUUGAAGCUGAUAGUUAUGAAAAGCGCAACCCAUACAGUUAUGUACCUUUUUCUGCUGGACCAAGGAAUUGCAUUGGCCAAAAAUUUGCCAUGAUUGAAGAGAAAAUAUUACUGUACAGCAUAAUGAAAAACUUCCAUCUUAAGUCAAUGCAGGAUGAAAAUGAAGUAUUUGGGACUGUUGAUGUAAUCCAUAAAUCAAUUAAUGGAAUUAAUAUAAUGUUCACCAGAAGAUAAACAAAAACUUAUCUUGUUUAGUUUAGUUCAUUAUUUAUCAGUAAUUUUGAAAUAAUUUAGAUGAAGUAUAAUAAAAAUUAGAUAAAAAAAUAAAAAUUAAAUAAAAAAUAA